Ostertagia ostertagi is the source of this 558-nucleotide messenger RNA. The record is from the annotation of a GenBank genome assembly. Lineage: Eukaryota; Metazoa; Nematoda; Chromadorea; Rhabditida; Trichostrongylidae.
AUGCCAUCACUGUGCCAGCUGUGUGAUAUCCAAUUUGAAACUCCUUUGGAGUUGGAAGUUCACGAACUUUCGCUCAGUCAUCAUAUCAAGCUUGAAGCAGCUGCACCAACUAGUCACAUUUGUCCUCCUUGUAAUAUUACGUGUGCAUCGCUAGGGGAAUAUUCAAAGCACGUUGACUCCUUGGAGCAUCGGAAGAGACGUGAUCGAAUGAGAGCAAUCAUCGAUACGAUGGAUGCUGGCAUUGAACCGAAUAACGACAAUCGAGAAUCGCGGCAAGAUCACGGCUAUCCUACACGGGCACCCAAUUAUCUCGAGCCAACGUUGCCUUUCAUGCGUAAUGGCGCUAACAGGAGAACAUAUCCAGCUCCCAAUCGCGGAUCGCGGGGUCACAACCCGCAAACACAACAUCGUGAAGAGCCUCCUCAAUUUCUCUGCAGAGACCGCCCAAAUGAAUUCAGGGACGAAUUCUAUUAUUAUUCUCAGCGAAGUACGAGGAUCGAACGAGUGUUCCGAAAGGAGGCAUGGACAUACUUUAUCCUUGUCUUUCUUGGCUUUUAA